UCAAGAGUCCACAAAUGAGAGGUCUCAAUGAAAUGUAUACAGUAGAAAAGUGAAUACGAAGAAAAAGAAUGACUGUUGUUGGGUCCAGUCCUUUGAAAAGUUAAGUCUUGUUAGUCCCUCAGUAGAAAUGGCUGAAAACAACCUGUUUCAUUUGAAUUAAGGAAGCUGAGCAUUACUGCAGCAACUUAAGAAAAACCCUGUUGACUUCCUGGAAACUGAAAGAAUUUUUUUUGAAGAAGUAGUUGUCUCUGACAUCACUAAACUGCAUAGCAAGUUUGUGAGUGGUUAGUUUGGGGGUAACAGAGGAAGCGACUCCUUCACAGAUAAGCAGGCAGUGUAAUUGAGAGACACAUGCUGCUUCAUAAGGAUACGCCUGAUUUCCAGAAAUAACCAUGUUUUUGUGGCUUAAACUCCUGGCAUUUGGUGUUGUCCUCCUGUGUCAGGAUCAGGAUGCUUUUGUCAAAGGAAAUGAAAAUGGGACAUCUUCCAGCUCUCCCCCCUCCCUUACGUCUCCUCCACCUGCACAUUCCACGUCACUCUCACCUCCAAGCACCACUAAAGCAGGAGACGAAAAUCUGGCACCUGCCAGCUCUCCCCCCUCCCUUACGUCUCCUCCACCUGCACGCUCCACGUCACUCUCACCUCCAAGCACCUCUGAAGGAGUUCAGGAAAUGGCAAAAACGACUGGUGUCUUCCCCUCAGACAGCACACACCUCUCCAUGCACACAGGCUCUGACCCAGCCACGGGACCCAGCAACUCACCACGCAGCAGCCCUGCUGCCCUCACCACACGCACUCCCACUGCCUUCAGUCAUGCUUCAUCAGAUGAUAACAAACCAGUAUCCUUGCACAGCACCACCUCACCAGUCAGCAUGCCAGCAAGCACUGGGAUCAUCCCCAAUCACACAAUAGUAAGUCCCUCAGUGACAACUGAAGAACCUUGUGAUGAUAAUAUGUCCUACAUCAUAGGAAAUGGAACAGACGAGAAAAACAUGGUUGAAGUUACACUGAAUUAUCUCAAAAAAAACAGAGAAUAUGCUAUUUGGCUCAGAGAUGAGGUGAAGUCAUGGGUGAAUGUCAGCACCAACACAGCAAAACUUAACAUAUGCGAAAUGUAUACAGUUAGAUCUAACAACUGCACAGACAUAAAUAUAAUUAUUCCACCUGAUAAAAGCAAGUGUUCUUUAGAAAAGAAGAUUGUUAACAGCACAUCUGUACAGUUCUGUUUCAAAGACAAUACCUCAGAUACAGAUUGCUCAGGUGCCUGUAAUAAUGUGAGUGUUAGCUGUGAAGAAACAUCUCAGAAAUCAUAUGGAUCUUGCAUAUUAAUGAACAAUUUAACAGCUGACCAUCCUUACAAAUGCAAUCACACAGUAAAGUAUUUUGGAAAUGAGUUUGUCCUCGAAUCCUUCGAUAUAGAAACAGAAUAUGAUGCUCCAGAAGCACCAGAAAAUCUUACAGUAGAAAUUUCUAUCGAAAGUGUAAGAGUUAAGUGGAGACCACCUAGCAAGACUUCAAAGAAUCUUAUAUGUGGCUAUACUGUAAACUGCAGUGGCGCUGCUGACCACAGGACAAAUGACACUGAGUUUACUUGUGAAGGAUUAACACCUUAUACCAAACCUUAUGCCAAAUUUGAUGUGUCUGUAGCUGCAUAUAUAUGUAGCAGACGUAGAGAAAUUGUGGGAAAAUAUAGCAAAACCAAUUCUACAACAGAACCAGGAGUACCAGAUCCAGUGACUGAUGUCCGUCUACAUCUGGAAGACGAUAAUGUCGUCAACAUUACCUGCAAAAAUCAACAAGUGUACGGGAAAGAAACACGGUUUCUAUUAUCCUGGAAUGCUGGAAAAAGAAAUGAAAGUACAUGUGCUUUUCAAAUACGAGAUCUCUCAUACUUGACAAAUUAUAGCUUUAAAGUCAGUGUGCAUAAUGGCGAAUAUGAAGGAAACCCAGUAAUUCAGAGUAUAAAAACCAGAUAUAACUCUAGGGCCCUGAUCAUAUUCUUGGUGUUCUUGAUUGUUGUGACAUCAAUUGCUUUGCUAUUGGUUCUGUAUAAAAUCUAUGACCUUCACCAAAAAAAGCUUAGCAAUUCUUCUGAAGACAUCAGCCUCGUAGGAGUUAAAGAUGAUGAAAGACAGCUUCUGAACAUAGAGCCAAUACCUUCUGAGAAAUUGUUGGAGACAUAUAAGAGGAAGAUUGCUGAUGAAGGAAGACUUUUCUUGGAUGAAUUUCAGAGUAUUCCUAGAAUUUUCACUAAAUUUUCAAUAAGGGAGGCCAAAAAAAGCCAUAAUCAGAACAAAAACCGUUACAUUGAUAUCCUUCCAUAUGACCAUAACCGUGUUGAGCUCUCUGAGAUACCAGGAGAUCCAGGAUCAGACUAUAUCAAUGCAAGUCAUAUUGAUGGCUUCAAAGAACCAAGAAAAUAUAUUGCUGCACAAGGCCCCAAGGAUGAAACCACAGAUGAUUUCUGGAGAAUGAUCUGGGAGCAGAAGGCAACAAUUAUUGUCAUGGUUACUCGCUGUGAGGAAGGAAACAGGAACAAAUGUGCCCAGUACUGGCCAUCAAUGGAGAACGGCUCUGCAACAUACGGGGACAUUAUUGUGAAGAUCAACGAAAGUAAAAUGUGUCCAGACUAUAUAAUUCAGAAACUACAUAUCACAAAGGGAAGAGAAAGGACGGCUGGUAGAGAAGUCACUCACAUUCAGUUCACAAGUUGGCCAGACCACGGAGUUCCCGAGGAUCCUCAUCUCCUUCUCAAACUCCGACGCAGAGUUAAUGCUCUAAGCAACUUUUUUAGUGGCCCAAUAGUGGUUCAUUGCAGUGCUGGUGUUGGGCGCACUGGAACCUAUAUUGGAAUUGAUGCAAUGCUGGAGGGGCUGGAUGCAGAAGGCAGAGUGGAUGUUUAUGGCUAUGUUGUGAAGCUGCGUCGGCAGCGGUGCCUCAUGGUUCAAGUAGAGUCACAGUACAUCCUUAUCCAUCAAGCGCUAGUGGAAUACAAUCAAUAUGGAGAAACAGAGAUCAGUCUCUCAGAACUGCAUUCCUAUCUUAACAAUCUGAAAAGAAAAGAUCCUCCAAGUGAUCCUUCUCUGCUGGAGGCAGAAUUUCAGAGACUGCCUUCCUAUAAAGGCUGGCGGACACAGAACACUGGGAAUCGAGAAGAAAAUAAAAGCAAAAAUAGGAAUGCCAAUACAAUUCCAUAUGACUUCAACCGAGUGCCAAUCAGGAAUGAAGAGGAACAAACUAAGGAGGGUGAACAUGAUUCAGAUGAUUCUUCAGAUGAAGAAAGUGACUGUGAAGAAUCAAGCAAAUACAUCAAUGCUUCCUUCAUAACUGGUUACUGGGGUCCAAAAGCCAUGAUUGCAACACAGGGACCACUACAGGAAACUAUCUCUGACUUCUGGCAGAUGGUAUUCCAAAGAAAAGUCAAAGUCAUUGUUAUGCUGACAGAGCUAAAAGAAGGAGAUCAGGAACACUGUGCACAGUACUGGGGAGAAGGCAAACAAACAUAUGAUGGCAUAGAAGUUCAAAUGACGGAUGUCAACUGUUGUCCUAGCUAUACGAUACGAGCAUUUGAUGUUACACAUCUGAAGAGGAAAGAAACACAGAAGGUGUAUCAGUAUCAGUAUCACAGGUGGAGUGGCUUGGAUGUUCCAGAAGAUCCUAAAGAUUUAGUCAGCAUGAUUCUAAACCUUAAACAAAAAAUCCCAACCAGACCAGCCUCUGAGGACAACAGGAACAACCGCAGUGUCCCACUCGUUGUCCACUGCCGUGAUGGAUCGCAGCAGACUGGUGUAUUUUGUGCUUUAAUGACCCUCUUGGAAAGUGCAGAAACAGAAGAAGUAAUAGAUGUUUUCCAAGUAGUAAAAGCUCUCCGUCGUACCAGGCUGGGAGUGGUCUCCACCUUUGAACAUUACCAAUUUCUGUAUGACACCAUUGCCAGUAUCUACCCUGCACAGAAUGGACAAAUAAAGAAGAACAGCCAGCAGGAAGAUAAAGUUGAAUUUUGCAAUGAAGUAGAAAAAAAAGAUCAGGAAACUGAUUUGAUCACUAUUGAUCUUACCUCAUCAAUACCAGAGGAAAAUGGGGCUUCUGAAGUUUGUGAGGAUUCUAAGGCUGCAGAUACUACUAAGGGAACAGAAAGCUCAACAAAUGGCCCCACAACUCCAGUUUUAACUUAGAUUUUUUUGCUAAAAAAUAAACAGUGCAUUUUCAUGUGCAAAAAAUCUUAACCAAAAUAAGAAGUAUAUGAUUUUUUUCCCCUCUUCAUACCUUUUUGAAAGACAUCUACUUUUAUAUAAGAUUUUCAAAGUUACAAAUUUAACAGAAUACUUGAAACUUGUAGAGAGUGACAAAGAACUGUGAAAGUUCAUUUUUUGUGUAGAUUUGCAUUUAAUUCUUCCAAAACUUUUCACUGUUUUUAUGCUUUUCAUUU
Molecule: messenger RNA, 4429 nt
Organism: Cygnus olor (mute swan)
Lineage: Eukaryota; Metazoa; Chordata; Aves; Anseriformes; Anatidae
Gene: PTPRC
Product: protein tyrosine phosphatase receptor type C
Exons: 33
Coding region: 393-4175 (1260 amino acids)
Biological process (GO): negative regulation of protein kinase activity; positive regulation of peptidyl-tyrosine phosphorylation; protein dephosphorylation
Molecular function (GO): protein tyrosine phosphatase activity; protein binding
Source: RefSeq, a predicted model, not a curated record